GUACGUAUGUACAUACAUAGAUGUACUUACACCAAGGUUGGAGCGAACCUUUAUAAACCGUUUGACUGGAACAUGCAGUCCUGAGUUUGAAUCGAGCUUUUCGAGUAAUUCGUUCAGUAUUUUGUCAACUUUUUAAGUUGGUAACUUUCAAAAACUACCUAACGACAUCGGUCACUUGCUAGAUAUUGGUUUUUAACUGCAGUGUAUUGGAAAUUAAAUAUUUUGUGAAGUUCUUUCUCUGCAAUUUGUGAGCGCCAAUACCAGAGAUGAGAGCUCUCCAAAGAAUUGUAAUAUUCUUUUUCUUCACGCCCUUGUAUGCACAAUCUCUUUUUGGAUCGUUGCUAAAUUACAUUUUGGAAGGAGAGGAACAAGAUACCGCAGAACCUCCGGAUGUUCGAAAUAUACUGCCCGAAUAUGAUUUUAUAGUUGUUGGAUCGGGAACUGCUGGAUGUGUGGUAGCAAACCGUUUAAGCGAAAAUCCAGAUUGGAAAGUCUUGCUGAUUGAAGCAGGUCGAUCAGAAAACUACAUUAUGGAUUUGCCUCUUCUGGCCAACUAUCUUCAAUUCACCGACUCCAACUGGAAGUACAAAACGGCGCCAAGUGGUAACUACUGCAUGGGCAUGGAGAACCAUCAAUGCAACUGGCCUCGAGGCAAGGUAAUCGGGGGUUCGAGUGUUCUCAAUUACAUGAUUUACACUCGUGGUAAUUACCGAGACUACGACAACUGGGCGAACUUGGGAAACACGGGCUGGUCGUUCAAAGAUGUUUUACCCUAUUUUAAAAAAGUCGAAGAUUUUACCAUCCCAGAGUUUAACGACACAAAAUACCAUUCCAGCGGCGGCUACCUUACAGUUGGUUUUGCACCAUACCGGACCAAAAUUGCUGAAGCUGUAUUACAAGCGGAAAUCCAAAACGGUGCUAAAUUUGUGGACUACAAUGGAGCUACCCAGAUUGGAACAUCAUAUCUUCAAGUGUCCAUGAAAAAUGGAACAAGAGCCAGUGCCAGCAGAGCCUAUCUACACCCCAUUAAAAACCGACGAAAUUUCCAUGUGAAAAAAAUAGCAAUGGUAACUAAAGUUCUUAUAGAUCCAAAAUCCAUGCGUGCGUAUGGGGUUGAGUUUGUACGAAACGGCGUAAAACAAAUUGUUAGGGCUCGCAAAGAAGUUAUUCUAUCAGCCGGCGCAAUAAACAGUCCUCAAUUAUUAAUGCUGUCAGGUAUCGGACCAAAAAGGCAUUUAAAGCAAUUGGGCAUCCCCGUUCUCAAGAACCUCAAAGUUGGUUAUAAUCUCAUGGAUCAUAUAGCAGUAGGAGGACUAACGUUUAUGAUUGACAAACCCUAUUCCAUCACAACCAACAAACUAAUAGAGCGAGAUACCCUGAUGAAAUACUUCUACUACCAUGACGGUCCUCUUUCUUUGCCUGGAGGUUGCGAAGUCUUAAGUUUCCAUGACACCAAAGAUCCUACUAAUCCAGACGGAUAUCCCGAUAUUGAGUUGCUGUACCAAGCAGGAUCCUUAGUGUCAGACCCCCUUCUGAGAAGAGAUUUCGGGAUAGACGAAAACAUUUAUAACGAAGUAUAUAAACCCAUAGUCGGAAGCGAAUCGUUCAUGGUCUUCCCCAUGCUUCUGCGUCCGAAAAGUAAAGGAAGAAUAAUUCUCAAGGACAAAAACUACUUGUCAAAACCUUUAAUAUUUCCUAACUACUUUGCCGAAAGGGAAGACAUGGACACGAUUGUCGAAGGAGUAAAGCUGAUUUUGAAUGUCACUAAACAGCCCGCCUUGCAAGCCAUGGGUACCCGUGUGCACGCCAAACCCAUCCCCAAAUGCGAAAAAAUGGGCUUCGGUACAGAUGCUUACUGGGAAUGUAUGGCACGUCAUUUCACGUUCACCAUUUAUCAUCAAAGCGGAACAUGUAAAAUGGGACCGAAGAACGACAAGAGUGCCGUGGUUGAUCCCAGACUAAGGGUUUAUGGGGUCAAAGGACUUAGGGUAAUAGACGCGUCCAUUAUACCUGUUAUUCCUGCCGCCCAUACGAAUGCACCAACAUUCAUGAUAGCCGAGAAGGGCGCAGAUAUGAUCAAAGAAGACUGGAAGAACAAGUGAACAAUCACUUCGUUAUAAUCUGUGAUACAUAUU
Messenger RNA from Agrilus planipennis (emerald ash borer), 2135 nucleotides. RefSeq names its product glucose dehydrogenase [FAD, quinone]. Bases 267 to 2102 code for a protein of 611 amino acids. NCBI's taxonomy places the organism in Eukaryota, Metazoa, Arthropoda, Insecta, Coleoptera, Buprestidae. The transcript has 3 exons. Gene Ontology annotation, molecular function: oxidoreductase activity, acting on CH-OH group of donors; flavin adenine dinucleotide binding. The record is from RefSeq and is a predicted model, not a curated record.